GAGAGUCUGUGUGCGGGGAGAGGGUGAGGAGAGAGGGAUAGGGGGAGCGAAAAAAAGGAGGAAAAGCUCCGGGAGGAGAAAAAAAACCAAAAGCCCCCCCACACACACCCCAAGCCCACGCCAGCAUCGGCCGCGGGACUGGCAGCAUGCGAUCCAAAGGCAGGGCGAGGAAGCUGGCCGCAAGUGAUGAAUGUUUGUAUGAAAGCUUUCCCGAACUUCCUUUGGAGGAAGCGCCAGAAGCUGAUGGAGAGGCUGCAAAUGUCCAGUGUCCAACAUCCAUCAGCAUUCAAGAGCCGUCUUCUCCAGCAACCUCCAGCGAAGCUUUCACACCAAAAGAGAGCUCUCCUUACAAGGCUCCAAUAUACAUUCCUGAUGACAUUCCCAUUCCUUCAGACUUUGAGCUCCGAGAAUCCAACGUUCCUGGGGCAGGAUUAGGGAUAUGGACCAAAAGGAAGAUUGAAGCAGGGGAAAAAUUUGGCCCUUUUGUCGGAGAGCAGCGGCCACACCUCAAAGAUCCCAGUUACGGUUGGGAGAUCUUGGAUGAGUUUUGCAAUGUGAAGUUCUGCAUAGAUGCCAGUCAACCAGAUGUAGGAAACUGGCUCAAAUAUAUCAAGUUUGCUGGAUGCUACAAUCAGCACAACCUUGUUGCAUGUCAAAUAAGUGAUCAGAUAUUCUACAGAGUGGUAGCAGAUAUUGAACCAGGAGAGGAGCUCUUACUGUUCAUGAAGAGUGAAGAUUAUUCACAUGAAACAAUGGCUCCGGACAUUCAUGAGGAGCGCCAGUACCGCUGUGAGGACUGUGAUCAGCUCUUUGAGUCCAAGGCUGAGCUCGUAGACCACCAGAAGUUCCCCUGCAGCACACCUCACUCUGCCUUCUCCAUGGUGGAGGAGGACUUCCAGAAAAAGCUUGAGAAUGAGAAUGACCUUCAGGAUGUGCAUGAAAUCCAGGAGUGUAAAGAGUGUGAUCAAGCCUUCCCAGACUUACAAAGCUUAGAGAAGCACAUGCUGUCACACAGUGAGGAGAGGGAGUACAAGUGUGACCAGUGCCCCAAAGCUUUUAACUGGAAGUCCAACUUGAUACGUCACCAAAUGUCGCACGACAGCGGGAAGCACUACGAGUGUGAAAACUGUGCCAAGGUUUUCACGGACCCCAGCAACCUUCAGAGGCAUAUUCGUUCCCAGCAUGUUGGGGCUCGUGCCCAUGCGUGUCCAGAGUGCGGCAAAACCUUUGCCACUUCUUCAGGCCUCAAACAGCAUAAACACAUCCACAGCAGUGUCAAACCUUUUAUAUGUGAGGUCUGCCAUAAAUCCUAUACUCAGUUUUCAAACCUUUGUCGUCAUAAGCGCAUGCAUGCUGAUUGCAGAACCCAAAUCAAGUGCAAAGACUGUGGACAAAUGUUCAGCACUACGUCUUCCUUAAAUAAACACAGGAGAUUUUGUGAGGGCAAGAACCAUUUUGCAGCAGGAGGAUUUUUUGGCCAAGGCAUUUCACUUCCUGGAACCCCAGCUAUGGAUAAAACGUCCAUGGUUAAUAUGAAUCAUGCAAAUCCGGGCCUUGCUGACUAUUUUGGAGCCAAUAGGCAUCCUGCUGGUCUUACCUUUCCAACAGCUCCUGGAUUUUCUUUUAGCUUCCCUGGUCUGUUUCCUUCAGGCUUGUACCACAGGCCACCUUUGCUACCUACUAGUUCUCCUGUUAAAGGACUACCGAGCGCAGAUCAGACAAACAAAAGUCAAAGUCCCCUCAUGACAAAUCCUCAGAUACUGCCAGCCACCCAGGAUAUUUUGAAGGCACUAAAUAAGCAACCAUCAGUAGGGGAGAAUAAGCCAGUGGAGCUUCAACCAGAGAGGUCCUCUGAAGAGAGGCCGCAUGAGAAACUCAGUGACCAGUCAGAGAGUAGUGACCUUGACCUUGACGAUGUCAGUACCCCCAGUGGCAGUGACCUGGAAACCACCUCGGGCUCUGAUCUGGAAAGUGACAUUGAAAGUGAGAAAGAGAAAUUUAAAGAAAAUGGUAAAAUGUUCAAAGACAAAGUAAGCUCUCUGCAGAGCCUGGCUUCAAUAAAUAAUAAGAAAGACCACAGCAAUCAUUCCAUAUUCUCACCAUCCUUAGAGGAGCAGACUGCGGUGUCAGGAGCGGUGAAUGAUUCUAUAAAGGCUAUUGCUUCUAUUGCUGAAAAGUACUUUGGUUCAACAGGACUUGUGGGGCUGCAAGACAAAAAAGUCGGAGCCUUACCUUACCCUUCCAUGUUUCCCCUCCCAUUUUUUCCAGCAUUCUCUCAAUCAAUGUAUCCAUUUCCUGAUAGAGACUUGAGACCGUUACCCUUGAAAGUGGAGCCCCAAUCACCCAGUGAAAUAAAGAAGAUCCCAAAGGGAAGCUCUGAGUCUCCCUUUGACCUCACCAUAAAGCGUAAGGAGGAGAAGCCACUUACUCCCAUACCCUCAAAGCCAGCAGGCCCCUCUGCAGCAAGUCAGGACCAGCCUCUAGAUCUCAGCAUGGGCAGCAGAAGUCGAGCCAGUGUCACAAAACAAGCCGAGCCUCGGAAAAACCACGUCUUUGGAGAAAAGAAAGGAGGUGACCUCGAGCAAAGGAAGCCUUCGGAGUCCUCCUUGCAGCACGCCAGGCCUACCCCGUUCUUUAUGGAUCCCAUUUACAGAGUAGAAAAAAGAAAACUAACUGACCCACUGGAAGCUUUAAAGGAGAAAUACUUGAGACCUUCCCCGGGAUUCUUGUUUCAUCCACAAUUCCAAUUGCCUGAUCAAAGAAUUUGGAUGUCCGCUAUAGAAAACAUGGCUGAAAAGCUGGAGAGCUUCAGCGCCCUGAAGCCAGAGGCCAAUGAGCUGAUCCAGUCGGUGCCAUCCAUGUUCAACUUCCGCGCGCCACCAAGCUCCCUGCCCGAGACCCUGCUGCGGAAGGGCAAGGAAAGAUACACCUGCAGAUACUGCGGCAAGAUUUUCCCCAGAUCUGCAAACCUAACACGUCACCUGAGGACACACACUGGAGAGCAGCCUUAUAGAUGCAAGUACUGUGACAGGUCGUUCAGCAUAUCUUCUAACCUGCAGAGGCAUGUCCGUAACAUCCACAAUAAAGAGAAGCCAUUCAAGUGUCACUUGUGUGACAGGUGUUUUGGUCAACAAACCAAUCUUGACAGACAUCUAAAAAAGCAUGAGAAUGGGAACAUGUCUGGUACUGCAACAUCCUCACCUCACUCAGAACUGGAAAGCACAGGGGCAAUUCUAGAUGACAAGGAAGACUCUUAUUUCACAGAAAUCAGGAAUUUUAUUGGAAACAGCAACCACAACAAUCAGUCCCCCCGAAACUCAGAGGAGAGAAUGAAUGGCAGCCACUUUAAGGAUGAAAAAGCCAUGGUAGCCAGCCAGAACUCAGAUUUGCUGGAUGACGAAGAGGCAGAAGACGAAGUAAUGAUGGAUGAGGAAGAUGAAGAGAGUGAAAUGGCAGGGAAAGCAGUCAAGGAGCCUGUUACAAGUGACAUGCAUGAGGGGACUCCAGAGGAGGAUUAUGAGGAAACAAGUACUUUGGACAUGAACUGCAAAGCUUCCCCUGGCAGGUAUAAAGAGGAGGAGUAUAAUAAGACUGGACUUUCAGCUUUGGACCACAUAAGGCACUUCACAGAUAGCCUCAAAAUGAGGAAAAUGGAAGAAAAUCAAUAUAGCGAAGCUGAAUUGGCAGCUUUCAAUACUUCCCAGCUGCCAGAGGACCUAAAGCAACCAUUGUACAGGAAAUCCAAAUCCCAGGCGUAUGCCAUGAUGCUGUCUCUCUCCGACAAGGACUCCCUCCAUUCCGCGUCCCACAAUUCUCCCAACGUGUGGCACAGCAUGGCGAGAGCCGCGGCAGAGUCCAGCGCCAUUCAAUCCAUCAGCCACGUAUGACAUUGCGAAGUCUUACACGAGAAUGGGACCAAGUCCAAACCCAGUAGCAUGGCUCUUUCCUAUAUGACUAUUUAAAAAGACUGCUGAGCAGAAUGCCUUAUAAAUCUGCAGGGUCACUCAUUUAAAGUCCGGUGACCUUAAACUGAAUAAUUUUAAAAAGAAAAGAAAAGAAACUAUUUAUUCUCAAUAUUUUUGUUUUGCACAGCAAAGGCAGCUGCUGACUUCUGGAGGAUCAAUACAACUGACUUAAAAAA
Molecule: messenger RNA, 4141 nt
Organism: Dryobates pubescens (Downy woodpecker)
Lineage: Eukaryota; Metazoa; Chordata; Aves; Piciformes; Picidae
Gene: MECOM
Product: MDS1 and EVI1 complex locus
Exons: 17
Coding region: 147-3887 (1246 amino acids)
Biological process (GO): regulation of transcription by RNA polymerase II
Cellular component (GO): nucleus
Molecular function (GO): RNA polymerase II transcription regulatory region sequence-specific DNA binding; histone H3K9 methyltransferase activity; DNA-binding transcription factor activity, RNA polymerase II-specific
Source: RefSeq, a predicted model, not a curated record